AUGGGGCGGGGGCGGAAGGUGAAGGUGGGGCGGCGACAGAGGGUGAAGAUAGGGCGGCGCCAGAAACGGCGUUCGCGGAGGAUAAGACCGAAAGAGAUUCAGGAGAGGAUAACAGAGAAAGAGUUUCAGGAGAGGCACAAUCUUCUGUUGGUCAAAUACUUGGAAACACUGAGGCAAUCCGAGGGAUUCGAUGUGUGUUCAGGACCACACUGGGCUAACCCACUGAAAGUAUUCCACUGUGCUGAUGGUUGUUGUGACUUAGCCCUCCUUUAUGCCAGGAUGGGCCUUCAUCGUUACAACUUACUCCAGGGGACAAAAUUUCAGCUCAGUAGAGUAAAGAAAUACAACAGGACCAGAAUGUGUGCUAUUCAGUCUUACUACAUGACUUUGGAAGCGGAGGAUGACUGUGGUUCUCUCCAAACCUUUCAGACUAAAAUUAGGGAGAGAGUAUACCGCAGAUUCAAUCUCGAGUGCACUGUUGCUAGACUCCUAGGUGAGAAGACCAUCGCAGUUGGUGAGGGCGACUUAGACGAUCCCAAGUUGCCUGAGUUGACUCGAGAGAACCCUUUUGUUGAAGAUGGCACCAACCGAUUCCGCUUGCUCAAGGAUUCAGAGCUUGAAGACAAUGACUGGAUCCGUUUGUACUUGGACCUUGCCGUUGCUACAACCAAUAGGAGCCUUGCCGUUAUAAAAGAAAGUCUGACCAAUUUGAAGAUUCUGAAAGUGGCUACUGAAAGUAGCCAGGGACUUGGAGACUAUGAUGCUGUUUUCUACAUAGAGUACGAGGACUCUUGUGAGCCUCGAGUUGGUAAAGAUGUCCACCGCGUUGCUAUUGUCAGAAGAUUCUUGGAUAAGCAGUCGCAAGUCUUGUGUCUCCGUGGUCAUAAUCAGAGCAUCAACAAAAUUGCUUCCAUGGAAGCUGGCUCCUCCUCUGCACUAGACUAG
Messenger RNA from Eruca vesicaria subsp. sativa (arugula), 945 nucleotides. The record is from the annotation of a GenBank genome assembly. Lineage: Eukaryota; Viridiplantae; Streptophyta; Magnoliopsida; Brassicales; Brassicaceae.